GUUCCUCUUCUCGUUCACUCACUCGGUCUCUAUCACCGUGCUGGAGGUGGUGGCAGGCAGUGGUCUUUGCGAACUCUCUGGCCGGCUGCUCUGACGUUUGCGUCAACGUUACACUUACUGAGCGUUAAGUAAACGACCAUCGCAACAAGCUCCAGUGCUGAGAUCCAGUGGCGCAGCAGCUGAGAGAGGGCCAUGGAGCGCACCGGCCGCCGGGUGUUUGUGGUGGGUGUGGGCAUGACCAAGUUCGCCAAGCCGGGCGACAAGAAGCGUGACUACCCUGUGCUGGCCAAGGAGGCCGUGGCAGCGGCUCUGCAGGACUGCGGUAUGGAGUAUGCCGACGUGGAGCAAGCCUGCUGCGGCUACGUGUACGGCGACUCGACGUGCGGCCAGCGUUGCCUCUACGAGCUCGGAAUGACGGGCAUCCCUGUGUACAACGUCAACAACAACUGCUCGACCGGCUCGACGGCGCUGCUGUUGGCCAAACAGCUGGUCGAGGGUGGCCUGUCCGACGUGGUGCUGGCGCUAGGCUUCGAGAAGAUGGACCGUGGCUCGCUCACCUCCAAGUACCGCGACCGCGCGAACCCCGUUGAGAAACACGCUAAGGUGCUGGCUGCCACUCACGGCCUGGCGCCGGCGCCCAUGGCCGCGCAGAUGUUCGGCGCUGCAGGGAUGGAGCACAUGGCCAAGUACGGCAGCACGCGCGAACACCUGGCGAAGAUCGCCCAAAAGAACCACCGUCACUCGGUGAACAACCCGAACUCGCAGUUCCGCGACGAGCACACGCUCGAGGAGAUCCUCGAGUCUCCCGUGGUGUUUGGGCCGCUCACUAAGUUGCAGUGUUGCCCGACGUCGGACGGGGCGGCGGCUGCCAUCCUGGUGAGCGAGGCCGUGGUGCGGCGGCUGCAUCUAGAGGCGCAGGCAGUGGAAGUGCUCAGCAUGCAGAUGGCCACCGACCUGCCGUCGGCAUUUGCCGACAACUCGUGCAUCGAAAUGGUGGGCUUCAGCAUGACGCGCAAGGCAGCCCAAGAGGCAUUCCGGCGCGCAGGCCUCACUCCCAACGACGUGCAAGUGAUCGAGCUGCACGACUGCUUCUCGGCCAACGAGCUGCUGGCGUACGAGGCGCUCGGCCUCUGCCCUGUCGGCAAGGGGGCCGAGCUAGUGGACCGCGGCGACAACACGUAUGGCGGCAAGUACGUGGUGAACCCGAGCGGAGGCCUCAUCUCCAAGGGCCACCCGCUUGGUGCCACGGGGCUGGCACAGUGCGCCGAGCUGUGCUGGCAGCUGCGUGGCGCGGCUGGCCCUCGCCAGGUGCCCGGUGCCCGCAUCGCGCUGCAGCACAACAUCGGCAUUGGCGGCGCGGUCGUCGUCGCCUUGUACCGCCUUGGCUUUCCCAGGGCCGCUCUCUGAGCGCUGCCUGCACUGUAAAUACUAUACGCUACGGUAUACUUGGUCACGGCUGUUCUCUCCCAGUCCGCUAGCACAAUAAAAGAGGCUUUAACACUGUU
Messenger RNA from Rhipicephalus sanguineus (brown dog tick), 1505 nucleotides. RefSeq names its product sterol carrier protein 2. Bases 193 to 1407 code for a protein of 404 amino acids. Gene Ontology annotation, molecular function: acyltransferase activity, transferring groups other than amino-acyl groups. Lineage: Eukaryota; Metazoa; Arthropoda; Arachnida; Ixodida; Ixodidae. The transcript has 2 exons. The record is from RefSeq and is a predicted model, not a curated record.